GUAAUCCUAACUUCCUUGGAAUUAACAGCCUGUUCCUCCAUUAAUGGUGGUUUCGAAAGAUUUAAACUCAUAAUUAAGAACAAUGAGGCUCACAACUACUUUACUUUCAAGGAUGGGAGAAUGGUCUAAAAAAUAUGCGAAUUUACCGGACCGUUACAUAAAACGUAUCUCAGAACGCAUUUACUGGAGAGCACCACCUGGAAAACCACAAUAUCAAAAACGUACAAUAGGAAUAAAGAAAAAUUUAUACUAUUCAAUUCAUCGACCGUGGACCACACAGUUUCAGUUCGAAAAUUUUCAUGUGAGACGUCGUGAAUAUGUUCCAAUUGAACCUGUUAAACAUUGGAGCUUUUUUCGCGGAGAUCGUGUGGAAGUUUUAGUUGGUCCUGAUAAGGGAAAACAGGGAUUUGUGAAAGAUAUUAUACAAGAGAGAAAUUGGGUUAUUGUACAAGGAUUAAAUACAAAGCCAAUGAUACAGGGAAAGACAAAAAGUUUUCCUGGUAUUUGUAUACGUGUAGAACAACCAUUAUUAGUUACUUCACAAAUCCAAUUAGUAGAUCCUUCUGAUUUGAAGGCAACUCCCAUAGAAUGGAGGUAUACGGACGAAGGUGAGUUAGUGAGAGUAUCUACUAGAACUGGUAAAAUUAUUUCCAUACCUGUAUCAAGUGUAGAAACUGUAGAUUAUAAAACUCCAGAUGUGUAUUUCGAAGGACCUAAAGAUACUAGUGUAAAUGAUGUACAGGAAUUAACAUUUGAGGCAAAGUUGAAAACAUUUGAAAUGGAUAUUAUGGACACAAUGGGUAUCAAAGAAGAUCGUGUACCAAAGAAAUAUUAUUGGUAUUAAUUUUGUUGAAUGUAUCAU
This is a messenger RNA of Habropoda laboriosa, 862 nucleotides long. RefSeq names its product probable 39S ribosomal protein L24, mitochondrial (gene mRpL24). Gene Ontology annotation, molecular function: RNA binding; structural constituent of ribosome. The transcript is spliced from 6 exons. The record is from RefSeq and is a predicted model, not a curated record. Gene Ontology annotation, cellular component: mitochondrion; ribosome. Bases 83 to 844 code for a protein of 253 amino acids. Lineage: Eukaryota; Metazoa; Arthropoda; Insecta; Hymenoptera; Apidae. Gene Ontology annotation, biological process: translation.